Messenger RNA from Oryza brachyantha (malo sina), 1231 nucleotides. RefSeq names its product probable carboxylesterase Os04g0669600. Gene Ontology annotation, biological process: protein depalmitoylation. Gene Ontology annotation, molecular function: palmitoyl-(protein) hydrolase activity; carboxylic ester hydrolase activity. The record is from RefSeq and is a predicted model, not a curated record. Bases 60 to 983 code for a protein of 307 amino acids. Lineage: Eukaryota; Viridiplantae; Streptophyta; Magnoliopsida; Poales; Poaceae. The transcript is spliced from 6 exons. Gene Ontology annotation, cellular component: cytoplasm.
AAUGGUAUGGGUGAGUGGGCGAGAACGAAAAGGCACAGGGUGACAGGGCCAGGCCCCAAAUGAGGCGAAUUCGGAGCGGGCCGGCCCGCACGAGCCGACGAAACCGACGGCGACCCGCGGCGGCGCGCUCUCGUCCAUCCACGACCCACCCGCCGGUCGGCAUCGGCAGCAGCUUUGCCCUGCGCUGGGGGAGAGGGACGACAGCUCCGGCGCCACCCACGGCACGGAAAGGACGGACGGCGCAGGCGGCAGCCGCCCACGCCGAAGGCGUGAUCUCACUUGACCAGCCUUCCGUCUCGUGUCUCGUCGCCCAACGAGACGACUACUCCCCGGCCUCCUCUCGCCCUGAUCGAUCGCUGAAACGACAGCAUGGCGGCGGCGGCGGGAGGACACGUGCUGUGGCUGCAUGGCUCCGGCCAAACGGGAGACGAGGGCCGCGCCCAGGUGGUGAGGUUAUCACGGCUUGGUUUGGCAUCCCGGAGGUUCCUAUAACUGCUAAAACAGCCAGAGAUGAAAAAGAAGUCCUGAAAGCGGUGGAGGGUGUUCACGAAAUGUUAGACAGAGAAGUGGCUGGUGGAACGAGUCCUUCAAACAUAUUCGUUUGUGGAUUAAGCCAAGGAGGUGCUCUAGCCAUAGCAAGUGUUCUACUCUACCCAAAGACUUUAGGUGGCUGUGUUGUCUUCAGUGGUUCACUUCCUCUAAGCAAAUCACUUGCUGACAGGAUACCAUCCGAAGCUAGAAAGACACCAGUAUUAUGGUUUCAUGGCAUGGCUGACGGAUUGGUACUGUUUGAAGCUGGACAUGCUGGGUGUGCAUUUCUACAAGAACUUGGCAUGACUUGCGAAUUCAAGGCUUAUCCUACUCUUGGACACACGUUGGUGGAUGAAGAGCUCCAAUAUUUUCAACAGUGGAUCAAGGAUCGUUUAUCUCAAGGAACUGGAGUUCCAUUGCUAUCCUUAUCUGACAACAGGGAUCUCCACUAGCUGCAUUGUUUAGAACCAAUUGACCAAACGGAAGGAACACCACAGGCCAAAUUUCUACCAUCUCCACCUGUUGAGAUGACUAUUCUUUUCUUUAGUUUUUUUUCUAAUUUAUGGCUACCGUUACUGGUGGUAAAUUGGUACCAAAUAAAUUUUAUAUUUCCAAAUCAAUGCCUUGUGUGCUGUAAUGUGAUUUGAUAAAUGUUUAUCAUACACCAAUUUCUUCCAUCCCACCUUACCGUUUGCACUGU